Messenger RNA from Maylandia zebra (zebra mbuna), 6074 nucleotides. RefSeq names its product GRB10 interacting GYF protein 1a (gene gigyf1a). The record is from RefSeq and is a predicted model, not a curated record. Lineage: Eukaryota; Metazoa; Chordata; Actinopteri; Cichliformes; Cichlidae. Gene Ontology annotation, molecular function: protein binding. Gene Ontology annotation, biological process: insulin-like growth factor receptor signaling pathway. Gene Ontology annotation, cellular component: cytosol.
ACACUGACGGCCAUGUUUCCGAAACACAAACAACAAGAAGAGCAGCGACUGGGAGCCAGCAGACACAUACUGAUACGCAGAAGCGACCGUUGGUGGAGAGGGGAAAAAAAAUAAUAAAUAAAAUACAGAGCACGACUUUCUGAAAGUACUAUUCUGUCGAAUGAAUACGUUUACAGUGUUUAAAGAGACCAAUGCAUUCGAUAAAUUGGCUGUAGACACGCCGUGCAGACAAGCAGUCUGGUAGCUAUAAACAGUGAAGUGGUGCAAAGGGAGGAGGUCAGGAAAUAAAGGAGUUACCUAGAAGGUCUCCGUCAGUCCACAUUUCAGUUGGAGCGAGAGAAAACGGCACAGAGGGAGUGAGAGAAAGGAGAAGAGGAGUGCGAGUCGCGUCUGCUCUUGGCAGCUGUUCCAGCAGCCUAUUUCAUUGUUUUUUUCGGCUGUUAUUUUGUUCCUGCGUUACGUCUUUUGAUCAAUCAGUUCAUAUUUUUAACGUUAAUGUGAGAUAUAACUGCUGUAAAAAAACAAAAAGGAAAUCGCAAACAAAAAAAAAGAAGACAUUAUUAGCAAGAGUGUUUUAUUUUGUUCCAUUGUUAAUUUCUAAGGUUCUUUUCGUUUCUUUUUUAUGUUAACAACCUUUUUUGGCUGUGAGUAGCAGGAGCUUCCAUUCUCCAAACUUAUCAUUGAAAGCCCUUCCUUAGUUAGGACCUGAUAACCUGGUAUUCCUCAAGCACCUGAAACUGGCAGCUAUUCUCUUUGUGUGUUUGGGGAGCUCUGUGACCACAGCUUAAGCACCACUCAGCCUUCUAGUCACCUAAGCCUAACUAAAGCCAGCCAGCUCGAGCCUGGUCCAGCCCAGUCCAGCCUGCUCCGAUUAUCUGGACAGGAUACUCAGUUCUGUGUGGACGUGAGGAAUAUGACUGCUGAGACUCUUAACUUCGGCCCAGAAUGGCUCCGUGCACUGUCCAGUGGGGGGAGUGUGACGUCUCCCCCUCCUUCCCCCGCCAUGCCAAAGUACAAGCUGGCCGAGUACCGCUACGGCCGAGAGGAGAUGUUAGCACUUUAUGUCAAAGACAACAAGGUCCCAGAGGACAUGCAGGAUAAGGAGUUUGCUGCUAUUCUGCAAGAAGAGCCCAUGCAGCCACUGGCACUGGUGCCUCUCACUGAGGAGGAGCAGAGGAACUUCUCCAUGUCUGUGAACAGUGUGGCAGUGCUGAGGCUCAUGGGAAAAGGAGUGGGUGGUGCGGCCCCAGCUGGAGUGGUCCGUGGACGAGGAGCCACACGGGGUGGUCGAGGCCGAGGCCGUGGUGAAGGUGGAUUCUACCAAAGAAGUAUUGAAGAUGCCGAGGUGGGUUUCGGUCGCAGCGUCCGAGAGAUUCACCGCAGCCAGAGCUGGGACGACCGGGGUGAGCGUCGAUUUGAGAAGCCGCUGCGGCGGGAGGUGGGACGUCCUGGCUUUGAAGAAACUGGAGGUCCCGUGGGUCCGGUGAGGAAAGAGUACACAAGGGCUGACAGUGAUAACUGGCGCACCCUACGGGAGGAGCAGGAGGAAGACGAAGGGGAGCCGGGCAGUAACUGGAGACUUGCUGGAUCCCGUAGGGAUGAUGGUGGUCCUCGCUCAGCGGGCUGGCGGGACCACAGUGGUCCAGGAGAAGGUCGGAGGAGGAAGUUUGAUUUCGACUUCCGGGACUCUGACGGGCACGGUGGCGGGCGUCGGCGCGCAGGCAGCGAUGGUCUAGAGGACGAUAGGGACGGCCUGCCUGAGUGGUGUACAGAUGAGGAGGAUGGGGAGAUGGGCACUUUUGACUCGUCUGGAGCGUUCAUGCCUAUGAAGAAGAGUGGCAAGGAGACAAUCCUGGAGGAGUUUGAGUUUAAGGGGAUUGAGGAAGAGGAAGAGGAGGGAGACAGCCUUGCUGAUAUGGAGAGGAACAGCGCUGAAGGAGACAAAGACAAGGAGAUUAAAGAAGCCAUCUUUAUUGUUGGAGAUGGUGAGACAAAGCCAGCAUCUCCUUCGUCUUCUCCAACAGCUCACUGUCCCCCUCCAUCGCUGGAGUCCCAACCCAGCAGUGCUAAUCAAGUGGUGGAUAAUGCCCAGCUGAGCAACAGCCAGUCUGUGAAGGCCAGCAGCACGUCUGGUGAAGAUGCAGCUCCAUUAGGGGGCUCCAAGGCCCAGCUGAGUCCCAGCGGCGCAGCCACCUCCUCCAGCCUGCCUCCUCCACCCCCUUCAUCUGCUGCUCCUCUACUCCCGCCAUCUGGAGGAGACGCUGAGGACGACGAAGGCAUGAAACACCUGCAGCAGGAGGCAGAGAAGAUGGUGGCAUCACUGCAGGAUACUUCUUUGGAGGAGGAGUGCUUCACCCAGGCUCUGCAGCAGCAGGAGAGCAGGAACACGGCAGCUGCUCUGCCGCUAACUCACGAGGCUGCCAUGAAGUGGUUCUAUAAGGACCCCCAGGGAGAGAUCCAGGGUCCAUUCACCACGGUGGAGAUGUGUGAGUGGUUUCAGGCUGGCUACUUCACCAUGACCCUGCUGGUGAAGCGGGGCUGUGAUGAAGGUUUCCAACCCCUGGGGGAUGUCAUCAAGAUGUGGGGCCGCGUGCCCUUUGCCCCGGGUCCCUCCCCGCCGCCCCUGCUGGUGAGACAGCUACCACCAACGCAGCGCCCGCAGCCCAACCGGGGGCCCGCCGGGACUGGAAACCUGGACCAGGAGCGCCUGAAAAAGCAACAGGAGCUUGCAGCAGCAGCUCUUUAUCAACAGCUCCAACAGCAGCAGCAGCUAUUCCAGCUCAUGAACAGGUGCAGUGAGCAGAGUAUGAUGCCUUCGAUGAACAGAUCGAUGUCAGUGCCAGAUACAGGGUCCAUGUGGGACAUGCAUACCUCAGCUUCACAGCCGUCAGGUGGUGAAGCCAGUCUUUGGGACAUAACAAUGAAUCCUUCUACUCAGGGUCCAACUCUCGAACAGCUUCAGAAGCUCCAGCAGGAGAGGCGAGACGCUGAACUCAGGGCGAAGCGUGAGGAAGAGGAGCAGCGUAAGCGAAGGGAGGAGAAGAGAAGGCAACAGGAGGAGCAGAAAAGGAGGGAGGAGGAGGAGAUCUUCAGACGCAAGCAGUGUCGUCAGCAGCAGGAACUGAUCAUGAAAUUGCUGCAGCAGACCCCCCAGCAGCAAGGACCGGGGGCAGGCAGCUCUAGUUGGAGUGGGGCUUCCUCUUCUGGGCUUUCUAAGGCAGGAAAGCCCCAGGCUCUGGCUUUGCUGGAAAUACAGCAGGAGACUGAGAGACUCCUGAAGCAGCAGCAGAGAGCCCAGCAGCAGAGAGACCGCCACUCUGGUUUGUCAAUGGGGAGCUCCUCCAUGGGAGGGCAGUGGGUGGAUGGCGUCGGUAUGUGGGGAGGGCCGGGUAGUCUGGAGAGUAAGAGCAGUAGUGGAGGGUCUUCGGGCAGCAUGGGCAUGUGGGACGAGGCUGUGAAGAACCAGACCGGCCUGCGUGGGAACAGCAACAACAACAUGGGCCUUAAGAACAGCCGCAGCAGCCCAUCACUCAGUGAUCAGUACAUGAUCCGUCGUAAGCGCACCGAGGAGGAGGAGAAGCUGCUGAAGCUGCUGCAGGGCAUGAAGCCUCAGGACGGCUUCACCACCUGGUGUGAACAGAUGCUGCACGCUCUCAACACCUCUGCCAACAACUCCUCCUCCUCUGUGGAUGUUGCCACAAUUGUGGCAUACCUGAAGGAGGUGGAGUCUCCCUAUGCAGUGCUGGAUUUCAUCCGGUCCUACCUAGGGGACACAGUGGAAGCCAAAGAGUUCGCCAAACAGUUUCUGGAGCGACGUGCCAAACAGAAAGCCAACCAACAGAGACAGCAGCAACAGUUAUCAAAGGAAGUGGCUGGAUUGAACAUGAACUUCCCUCUGCAGGAUUCAAUGCGAGGUAUGAAUCCCAACACUCUGCAGUCCAUGUUUCAGGCCAACCACAUGGGCAAGGCUGGUCUCUAUGAUAACCAGGGAGGAAAGAUGAAGAAGAAACAGCCCAUGAUGCUGCACUCUGACCCCAGCAUCUUAGGGUACUCAUUCCACAACACGGGCGAGUGUAUGAGCCUGAAUGAGAUGGAGAUGGUGGAGGAUUACUGAUGUGACGCAGCGCAGCAGCAAUAGCUACCUGAGGCCUUCUGUCUUUUAAUCAGACAAACCUGAUGACGAAUGUGCACUGCUGGGGGAACCGAACUGGGGGUUGUGGGGUACAAAGGGGGGCAAGCAUGGUGGUGAGGGGGAGGUGUGGAGUGGAGGCGCCCAGUUCUGCGCCUCCCACUCGUUCUUUCCCUCUGGAUAGAAAAAAUAAAAAGGGCUCCCUGCUGCACCAGUUGAUCACUAGAGCAGGGGAGAGGGGGGGUGAGGCGCGGUGAGGUUAAAAGGAUGAUGGGUAUCCUCUGGCACUCAAAAGAUUAAGCACCUUAUACUGAACUAAUGCACUUUAUUGAGAUGGGAUUUGAAUAGUUUUUCUUUUUGUUCGUGUGUGUGUAUGCGUGCGUGUUCAGAAUCAGUGCGCAUACGGUGUGUGUACGUGCACAUUAUCGGCGUGUGCAGCAGAACUGGAAGGCGGCGGUGAAAACAGCGAGCAGGGCCGAGCGGGCGGGACGUUAGGUUUUCAAAUUCAGGGGGACCUUUAGUUGAAACCGUAUCAGAGAGCAAAUCCUUUCUCAAAAGACAAACACUGUUGAUAUUUCUCUUGUUUAGCAUUUUUUUUUUUUUUUUUUUUGGUUCUGUUUUUUACGUUUAUAUAAAAAAGUAAAGCUAUUGAAAAAUGGAUUAUAAAAAAAACUUGAAGAUUUGCACUUGCCUAAAAAAACGAAAUAAGAAAAACGACAAAAAAAAGAAAACAAAUGGGGUUAGUUAGAAGUGAAUAUUUUUGUGAAUGUGUAUGAGCGACUGGGAGUGGCUGAUGUGUGGCGGCUGAGUUGUGUCAGUAAUAUACAGUCUGCACAAGUUUUUUGUCUUUUGUUGCUUACCAAGAUGUAUGAAACAUAAGAGGCCAUUUUUGUCUUUUCUGUUUGGAUAGUCAUUUUGUAUUCAUGUUUAGAGUGAGUGUGUGUGUGUGUGUGUGUAUGUAUGUGGUCCUUUCCAGACAAGGACGUGUGUGUUUUAUGGGUGUGACUGAAUGCUCGUGUGUGUGUGUGUGUGUGUGUUUAUGAGAGAGAGAGAGGGCAAUUGCACAACACAUCCUUUCUCUCACCAGCUCUUCAUCCCCUGAUAGAAAACCAGAAAUGCAUAUAUUUGUAAAUGUUAGCUUUGCUCUCAUCACAUGACGACCACCACUAGUUUAUUUCCCUGAGCUUCUCCCCAUGGGGAGCCGUCUCUAGACCUGAAAGGGACUAAGCAGACGUGGCGAAUCAUGAGGGACAUUACUGUGUGCGCAUGUGAGUGAGAUUUUCAGUGUGCGUGUUUAGAGUACAUGUUCAUUUACUGUUCAUAGAAAUGAGUUAAAACUACAGGUACUCAUUUUUCUUGUUGUUGUUGUUUUCUUGUAUGUGUAUGAAUGCACAUUUGUGCCUAAGAACUUGGAUAGGGUGCAUGGCCAUCGAGACAUUAACUCUUUUUUGAGAGCGAGUGUGGUGCGUGUCAGUGCUCAGCACAGUGUAUGUAAAGUAUGUACGUUGGUAUGGUAAAUAUUUCUAGUUGAGUCUAGGGGUGAUCCAUCGGAAGGCUUAGUCCAGCGUGUUUUUCCUGGGGGUGUGAUCACGUUGCCUUUUGUCAGCUCUCGAACUUGUGAAUGAAAGGUGUCGAGUUUCUGACUCUGAAAUACAGAAAACCACAAAAAAACAAUUAAAAAAAAUACAGCAUCUUAAUGUGCAAGUGCACAGAGCGGUGCAUGAAAUGUUAGCAUAUUGUGUUACAUAUUCGUUGUUGCAAUUUGAUAAUGACGAGUUUUUCUUUUUUAAAUGAAAAAUAUAUAUAAAUAUAUACAUUAUAUACAAAGUUUAAAAAGUAUUUGGACUAAGAUGAGCACUUGGGGCUGCUAUUUUUGUUGUGUGUUUUUAAUUUUCUUUUCCUUUUUUUUUUUCAUUUUUUGCCAUGUGAAGUGUGUAUUAUUUUU